GCGGUGGAGAGACCUGCUCUGUCUGUGGAUGGAUGGAUGAGCGCAGGAUGUCCGCUCCUGCACCUGAGACGCGCGGAAUAGAGUAAAAAAAAAAAAAAAAAAAAAAAGAAAAGAAAAGCUUCAAAACCUAAUCAUGAGAUUCUCCUGGGUGGUUAUUGCUUUCGGUUUUGUUCUGCUGCCACUAUCAGUUUGGUGCCAGCCGGUCAUCUCCCCCAGCGGGCCUCACGUUGUAGUUCCCAAGAGGGGAAGGCUGGAGCUGCGUUGCCACGACAAUGCCACGACGCCUGGCGCCCUGUCCGGGUUGAGGUGGCAGAGGGAGAGAGCUCGCAGGCUGGAGGGAGAGGUGGAGGAGGGUGGAGCGGCCUACGUCAAGGUGGCGGCGGCACAGGCCUACCACAUGGGUCGCUAUGUGUGCAUCAACAACAGCACGCUGGAACACACCUCCAUCUAUGUAUAUGUGAAAGACUCCCAGAAUGCCUUCCAGCGCACCAUGGUGAACGUCAUCCUGGUGCGCGCUGGGGAGAACUGCACCAUCCCCUGUCCUGUGACCGACCCCGAGGUCACCCUCCUGGCCUUGGAGACCUGCGAUGGACGACCUUUGCCCCCCGGUUUGAGUUACUGGGGCAACCUCCAGCGAGGCGUCACCAUCAGCAACGUGAGAAAGGAGUACGAGGGCUGUUUUGUGUGCGUGGGACAGCUUGCUGGGGUCAAAGUGACGUCGAGCCAAUACACUGUGGAUGUACGACUUGUGCCAGAGGUUCCUCCAGUAAUAACGCUGUCCCAGAAAGACACAGUCAUCCUGAGGAGAGGGGACAAGUUUGAGAUUACCUGCAGCUCCCCCAACGUCAACCCGGAUUUCAGUGUCAAGUGGGAUUUCCCUGCAACCGCGCACCCGGAUGAAUCCCACACUUCACACAUCCUGUCUGGCUCCCGUGGUUACCAGCGUGCCACCUCCCUGUUGAUCACAUCUGUCAGCAAAUCAGACUCGGGCACCUAUCGCUGCCGCACCCACAACGAGAGAGGCACCAGUACCACAGCGCUGCAGCUGGAUGUCCGAGAUCAGGGGUUCAUCACCAUGUUUGGAAGACCAGGUCCGGUCCAGGCCGACGUUAAAGAGGGGGAGAGCCUGAGCCUCAGAGUGGAGUUAAACGCCUAUCCGGCCCCCAGAUCCCUGUCCUGGUCCCACAACGGCAAACGGCUCCUCAACACCACAGAGCACGUCAUCACCAUCCACCACCGCAAAUACAGACUCAUCAGCGAGCUCCGACUGGUGAGGGUCGUCGGCUCGGAGGGCGGGAUUUAUAAGUUCUCGGCCAGCAACGAGGACACUUCCAUCGACCAUUCAUUCCACGUGUACGUCAACAGCAAGCCGGUUAUCAUCGCCCAGGAAGGCCCUGUUGAUGGACAGGUGCGGUGCAUCGCCGGCGGUUACCCAGUCCCUAAGAUAAGCUGGUACUUCUGUGAGCUGCCCCACACACGGUGCUCACACCUGCCCAACGCCACCCAAUGGGAGACCCCGGACGUCACCAUGGUGACAGAGUCCACCUUUGGUCCGGGCGAGGUGGUGAGCCGACUGAAUGUGAGCAAGGAGCAUGCGCACUAUCACACCCUAGAGUGCGUGGCGAGCACGGAGGGGGAGGAGGCCUACACUCUGUUCUCCAUCAGUGAGCGCAUCGUCCCCCAUAAACUCUUCACUCCUCUUCUAACCGGCAUGGUGGCCACCGGCAUCAUGCUCAGCCUCAUUCUGGUGGUGCUGCUCUAUAAAUACGUGCAGAAACCAAAGUUCCAGAUCCAGUGGAAGGUCAUUGAGAGUAUCCACGGCAACAACUACAUAUAUAUCGACCCCACCCAGCUGCCGUAUGACUCCAAGUGGGAGUUUCCUCGACAGAAGCUACGCUUCGGUAAAACUCUGGGCUCCGGUGCUUUUGGAAAGGUAGUGAGGGCCACAGCGUAUGGACUCUGCUCCGCAGAUACUCUUACAACUGUCGCUGUUAAGAUGCUGAAACCCAACGCUCACGCCACGGAGAAGGAGGCGCUGAUGUCAGAGCUGAAGGUGCUCAGUUACCUCGGCAACCACGUGAACAUCGUAAACCUGCUGGGGGCCUGCACUGUCGGAGGCCCAAUUUUGGUGAUCACAGAGUACUGUUGCUAUGGCGACCUCCUCAACUUCCUGCGCAGAAAAAGAGAGGUUUUCCUUAAUUCCCAAGUUGGUGAUGGUUACUAUCGCAACGUGUCGAAUCAAACGGGGCCUACAGCGAGCGGUGAGUUGACUGGUACAGGGUAUAUGCCCAUGCGACCCUCUGAGAAAGAAAGGACUUCCCAGUCAGUCGAUGUAGAGGAGCUGUCUCUGGACGCCGAAGAUCUCCUCAGCUUUUCUUACCAGGUGGCCAAGGGAAUGGAGUACAUUACUUCCAAGAACUGUGUCCACAGGGAUCUUGCAGCCAGAAACAUUCUGCUGACUCGCGGCAGGGUGGCGAAGAUCUGUGACUUUGGGUUAGCGCGAGACAUCACCACUGACGCCAACUAUGUGCUCCGGGGCAACGCUCGUCUGCCAGUCAAGUGGAUGUCUCCCGAGAGCAUUUUCGACUGUGUCUACACCUUCGAGAGUGACGUGUGGUCCUAUGGCAUCCUGCUCUGGGAAAUCUUCUCUCUGGGUAACAGCCCGUAUCCUGGGAUGCAGGUGGGCUCAGUAUUUUAUAGGAUGAUUCAAGACGGCCACAGGAUGAGCAGGCCCGAGAUUGCUCCCAUCGAGAUGUAUGACAUGAUGUUGUCUUGUUGGAACCAAGAUCCUUUGAAGAGGCCUUCCUUCAGGAAACUGGUGGAGAGGACUGAACUAAUGCUGUCAGAAAAAACCAGGAAUGUGUACCUGACACUGAGCAACGCCCCGGGUCAUCCAGAGCAGCAGAGGGCGCCAUCACGGAGGCUGAGCUCAGUCUGCAGCACUACAGCCCCCACCCAGCCUUUACUUCAAAACACGGCUGAUGUCUUCCUGGACUAUGUCUGACAAACAAACACACACGCACACACACAGUUCUGCAACACACAACCCCCCCCCACCUCCCUGAUCAUCCUCUCCUUUACUGCACAAACAACAAGAGCCAAAUACACUCUUUAAACUACUGACAACAAUCAAACUAACUCUCAAACGCUGGCCUUCCUGCACCACACACACACACACACACACACACACACACACACACACACACACACACACACAGAAACUGUAUAUAUGACACUGCUCUGGGCUCUCAGCACUGGCCUCUAUGUAAUCUCCCCAUUGGCUUAUUGAUCUCUGUGGUAGGUAUUUCAGGUGCACGUCUAUAUAAAGCAGACUCCAGCACUAACCGCCCAUCAGAUACAACGUCUCCCAUCAGCAGCGGGAGGAGUUUCGGCUUACAUCAGCCUUAGAUUGCAUCUUAAGACGCUUUGGGGAAAACAGAGAGCUUUGACUGAGGAAUAGAUAAGCACAGUUUGUGCUGUGAUGAGUGGACUGCUUUUUGUUUUGUGUUGGAACUGUCUCCCUUUUUAUAAAUAUGUUUGGCAUUUUAGGGUAUUUAAAUAAAAUGCUGACUUGCAGAGAGUUAGAUGAGAGGAUUGAUACCACCUUAAGAUAUCUGUGCGUCAUGUAUGGAGGCAAAGCAUAAAGAAUGGAAACGGGGGGGAAACAGCUAACUCUGUCCUUUAGUAUUCAUACACAAUUUGUUUCGAAUUUUAUCUUCGCUCCAAUUUUACUGUAUUAACGUUUUACUGCUUUACCGUGAAAUAUUUAUUCUGUGCUGUAUUUUGUUUAGUUUGAAAGGUGCUGUAUAAAUAAAGCUUGAUUGAUGGAUUGAUUGAACGGGGAUAAAUCCCGUCUGCCAGCAGCUCUUAAUUACACAAAUCAAUACAUAAUGUCUCGUUAGUUUAAUCCGUACAAAGAAAAGAGACAAUUUGUGGUUUUAAUGUGGAGUUGUGUGUGGGACUAUUUCUUGGCUGGGUGCAGUGAUUCCCAGGUGUGUAUGAUGGUUGCCUGGCAAUCUUAUUUAAACUGAACUAUUUUUUUUUUUUCCAUCUCUUGAAAGUAACUAUUUGUACAUGUACAAGAAGAAGACUUAAGCUUGUCAUGCUGUUUCCCCCUGUUUCUAGUCUUUAUGCUUACCUAAGCUAACUGGCUGCUGGCUCCAGCUUCAUGUUGAAUGGACAGUCAUGCUUCUCAUCUGAAACUCAGCGAGGAAGCAAAUAAGUGUUUUUUCCAAAACGUCAAAAUAUUAAAAUAAUAUCUUCAAUAAUCACUAAUAUAUACUGAGUUGUUUGCAGCAAGAUAACCUCAACACUUUCUUUAACAGGGCUUGAUCAGAGACCUGAAGUUUAUUUUACAUUAUAACAAAUGAGCCAUAGCAAGGUGGCAUGUGAGCGAUAACUCCAAAUAAAACAUAAUGCUGUAAGUUACAGAAACACUGACUCACACCUGUGCGUUGUAGCUUUAAAUACUGUGACCCAUAACAGAUGUAUUGAUGUACUGCUGUAUGUCAUUUAGAGUUAGCUUUAGUUUAGUCUGUGGCCCGGCGUUAAGAACUGAUUGUGUGAUCUUUUUACUUAAUUUAUGUCAAACAUGUAUGCAAUGUAAAUACAAUAGAGAUGUGCCUUUAGAUUUUCUUUUUUUUUUAAAUACUGAAUGCAUUGGAUUGUGACAUAGUUGUUGUUGUUGUUGUUGUUGUUGAGAGCCAGAAGAGAGUUUCUGUGUGCUGGUUUUGAGAAUCAUACAGUUUUGAUACGGUUGGUUGACUUGUAAUAAUAAAGAAAGUACCUGUGACAGUAAAAA
Anoplopoma fimbria (sablefish) is the source of this 4801-nucleotide messenger RNA. RefSeq names its product KIT proto-oncogene, receptor tyrosine kinase b (gene kitb). Bases 134 to 3004 code for a protein of 956 amino acids. Gene Ontology annotation, molecular function: ATP binding; cytokine binding; transmembrane receptor protein tyrosine kinase activity. Gene Ontology annotation, cellular component: signaling receptor complex. The record is from RefSeq and is a predicted model, not a curated record. NCBI's taxonomy places the organism in Eukaryota, Metazoa, Chordata, Actinopteri, Perciformes, Anoplopomatidae. The transcript is spliced from 21 exons. Gene Ontology annotation, biological process: B cell differentiation; positive regulation of MAP kinase activity; positive regulation of receptor signaling pathway via JAK-STAT.